GCCGCCGCCGCCGCCGCUUGGGGCGGAAGCGAGGGCGAUCGGCGGCCGGUGCCGGGCGGCGAGGAGCCGGGCAUGGCGGACGGGAGUCGGUCGGUGCGCGGCGGCAGCCCGGGCUCCAGCCCGGUGCUGGGCGGGCGGUGCCGCGGCUGGGCGCCGUCCGCCGUGCCGCCGGGUCACGGCUUCCGCAGGGUGACCCUGACCAAGCCCACCUUCUGCCACUACUGCACCGACUUCAUCUGUGGGCUGGCAGGAAACCAGUGCGAGGUUUGCAACUUCAUGUCUCAUGAAAAGUGCCUCAAGAAUGUCAAGAUACCUUGUUCAUGUAUUGCUCCCAGCCUUGUAAGGGUUCCAGUUGCACACUGUUUUGGGCCUCCAGGACAUUACAAAAGAAAGUUUUGCACUGUGUGCAGAAAGUCACUAGAGUCACCUGCUUUCCGAUGUGAAGUUUGUGAGCUACAUGUCCACACAGAUUGUAUCCUGUUUGCUUGUAGUGACUGCCGGCAGUGUCACCAGGAUGGGCACCAGGAUCAGGAUACUUACCAUCACCACUGGAGGGAGGGAAACCUUCCUUCAGGUGCUCGUUGCGAAGUUUGCAAAAAAACCUGUGGCUCUUCUGAGGUGCUGUCUGGCAUGAGAUGUGAAUGGUGUGGCAUUCUGGCUCAUGCUGCUUGCUACAUAAUUGUCACACCAGAAUGUACUUUUGGAAGAUUAAGGAACAUGAUUCUUCCUCCAAGCUGCGUGCAAUUGUUUUCUCGCAACUUCAGCAAACUGCAUUGUUUUCGAAUAUCAGAAAAUUUGCAAGCAGAAUCAGAUGAAGACGAUGAUGUUGAUGGGUCAACACAGGUGUCAACAAAAGAUGUCCAGAUUUCAACAGAUUCAAGUAAACAAACAUUAAAGAUAUUUGAUGGGAAUGAUGCAGUGAAACGCAAUCAAUUUCGACUGAUUUCAGUUCCAAGGAUUGCAAAAAAUGAAGAAGUUGUGGAGGCUGCUUUGAGGGCAUACUACAUAAAUGAUGACCAGCAGGAAUAUGAGCUGCAGACCUUUACGCAGCAGGCGCUGCUGUCUGAUGACGUUAUCAACAGGAAUGAUGCUGCAGAGGACAGCAACUCAGGCUCAGUAUUCCGAGAAUCCGUUCCUGAAGCUUGGAUCAUCAGAGCCAAACCAAAGGAUGAAGAAGUGAUCAGAAUUUAUCCUGCCUGGCUGAAGGUGGGAAUGGCAUACAUUUCUCUACGAGUAAAUAAGGAAAGCACUACACAGAGUAUGAUCAAAGAAGUGCUCCCAUUACUUGGAAGGCAGACGGAGUGCCUCCAGAAUUUCAAAUUGAUAGAAGUGCUUAUGGGCAGUAAGCAAGUUCAGCGCAUGGUCUUGGACAGUCAGGAACUGAUUCUUAACAGACUCAAGGACAUAAGAAAGACUUCAAUACGUCAGAUGAAUCAAACAAGAUUUUACGUAGUGGAAAACAGCAAGUCCAUUGUACGAGUAAAUUUAUUUAUUGGUGGCCUUCCACCUCAGCUUUCUCCUGAAGAAUACACAAAUAUUCUCAAGGAUGAAUUAGCUAUCAAAACAAAUGUAGUAUCUGUGAGUCAUGUUUAUCAAGCACAAGGUGCUGUUGUACUCGAAAUUUCAUGUUUUUCUGAAGCUGAAAGAAUAUAUAUGCUAGUUAAAGAUACAACUGUCAAUGACAAGCCUCUGAAUGCUGUGGUGAUUCCUGAAGUUACGGCUUCCAAGAUACCACAGAACUGCUGGCCUCUUCUUGUAUUUGUGAAUCCAAAAAGUGGUGGUUUAAAAGGUCGGGAUCUGCUGUACAGUUUCAGGAAGCUGCUAAAUCCACAUCAGGUCUUUGAACUCACCAAUGGUGGCCCUCUGCCUGGGUUUCACACCUUCUCGAAAGUCCCUUCUUUCCGAGUGCUGGUGUGUGGAGGCGAUGGCACCGUGGGUUGGGUUCUUGGUGCGCUGGAGGAGAUCAGACACAAGCUGGUGUGCUCAGAGCCCUCUGUUGCCAUCUUACCUUUAGGAACAGGUAAUGACUUAGGGAGAGUCUUACGCUGGGGAGCUGGCUACAGUGGGGAGGACCCCUAUUCUAUUUUGAUUUCCGUGGACGAGGCAGAUGAUGUUCUUAUGGAUCGCUGGACUAUCCUUCUGGACGCUGAAGAACCUGCUGACGGUGCGGAGAACGGUGUAGCAGAACCUGAGCCUCCAAAGAUUGUACAGAUGAACAAUUACUGUGGUCUUGGCAUUGAUGCAGAGUUGAGCUUGGACUUCCAUCAUGCUAGAGAAGAAGAACCAGGGAAAUUUAAUAGCAGGUUUCACAACAAAGGCGUUUAUGUGAAAGUUGGGCUGCAGAAGAUAAGUCAUACCAGAAAUCUUCACAAAGACAUUAAGCUUCAGGUGGAUCAGCGAGAGGUGGAGUUGCCAAGUAUAGAAGGACUCAUUUUUAUUAAUAUACCAAGCUGGGGAUCUGGAGCCGAUCUCUGGGGCUCUGACAGCGAUGACCGCUUCGAGAAACCACGCAUCGAUGACGGCCUGCUGGAAGUUGUUGGUGUGACUGGCGUUGUUCACAUGGGUCAAGUCCAAGGUGGUUUUCGAUCAGGCAUCCGCAUAGCCCAGGGCUCGUAUUUUCGUGUAACGCUCCUAAAGCCAAUUCCAGUUCAAGUUGAUGGAGAGCCCUGGAUUCAGGCCCCAGGACAGAUUAUUAUUUCUGCUGCUGGACCAAAGGUACAUAUGUUGAAAAAGUCCAAGCAGAAACAGAAAAAAACUGGAAGCCUGAAAGAGAUGAAAGUGGAUAGCAUGUCAGUAUCUGAAGGAGGACGCUAAGUGGAGACCUGUGCUCAGAAGCGAUGCAGCACAACUACUAUAGAUACCAAGAUGGUUCAGUAAAACUGAAUGCAGACAGCUGGUGAAGAAGGGUUGCUUAGGAGCGUGCCUUUCAUUGCAUUUUAACAGUACUGGGUUCUACUUCAUCUUUCAAAGACAGUGCCUCAUUGUUACAAAUAACUAUUAUGUACCACUUGCCUCAUUUGAGAUGUUUACUUUGGGUUGCUUUUCCAUAAACCAUUUCCCAGUUUUUAAUAUAUAUGGAACUGAGGCCAAACAGAGAUUCCAAGAUGCCAAGAUUUCUGCAUCUAUGUUCACAAAGACUCUUCCCCUCCUCCCAGCUUUUUCUUUAAGAAAAUCAUUCCAUAGAUAAGUUUUGGUGUAUCUUUCCAUAAAUGAAAAUGUGUUGUUUUAAAUUAAUGCUCAUAGUAACCUUCAAACCAAAAAAAGGCAAAGACAUGAGCUGCUAAGAACUCCUUGGAUAAGUCCAAAUAACAUAGCUGAAACAGUACUACCGCAGAAGAGAAAAAAUACAAAACACAGGAGAGAUUAUUUCUAUAAAAGGAGCCCUAUGCACUGGGAAGAAAGAAAGUACUAGAACAGUUGAGUCAAAAUAUUUCAGAGAGUUUAUUUCAACAGUAUUUAGACUGUGUGAAUGAAGGGGAAACAGCUUUUAGAGCAAGUUGUCAACUGAAGUUGAUAAUAGCCUGUUUUAAAGAACAUUUGAAUUUCAGCAGCUACCAUGCUAAAAAACGAACAAGAAUACCUGAGGCAGUAUUACAUUAUACUGACUGUUUUCUGUUGCUGAGACCAUUAUCUUUGACACCAGGCUUUUCUUCUUACCUUUAUUUGUGUUAUCUCAUUUUCGCUUAUUUGUUGCAGUUGGACUGUUAUUUAACAGCAAGGUCAAAGACUAAAAGAAUUGUCACUAAUUAGUGUAAACAGGUACUGUUUAGUGUUCAGUAAAGUGAAUUUGCACAUGAUACAGUAGAGCUGAACUGAAAUAAUGAAGAGUAACUUCACUGAGAAGACAGAGGAGGCAUUGAAGCCUGUACCGUGCAUCUAAUAUUCUGUAGGCUCCAGAAAACUGGGGAUGUGAUAGCUGUCAUGAAAACUCACUUAUCUAGUCAGCCUUCUUGAGUCUUCUGUGGGUGGCGUUAGCAGCUGUGGACCCAGGGACUUGGUGACUAUCUCUUCUCAGUAGGAUGUGUGUUUGCUCCUCAGAGGUUGCCCCUCUUGUCUCCUGUGAGACUGAGACCACUUCUCUGUGCUUACCCACCUGCUGAAGACACGGGAAUCCAGUAGUUCUUUUCUAGCUACCUGCUGGAGACUGGCACUAGAGCUGAUGUGUUGGUCCUGUAAUAUGCUACAUACAUCUGCUCCCUGUGGCUGCAGUCAUGUUGGUCAGUACUGACAUCUGACAUCUUUACUGCUUUUGUCCUCCAGUGACUAACCUUUCACUUCAGGUCAACAUCAUAAUGAGGUGCCCUCUGAGCACUGUUGGUUGUGGAGCAAGGGGCCUGUGUGUUUUUGCCACAUAUGUGCAUUGGCUCCCUGGAGCUACUUCAGCUGUGCUGGCAUGGAUCAGAGUCCACUUAGCUAGCCAGUGUGAUAACCUGUCCUCUGUUGCAUGGUAAUAACAAACUUGGCUGUGGAUGGCAUGAAUUUGUCACUCAAGUGGUAGCUUCAGGAAGGUUCCUCUGUUAGCAUAUCUAGAAAAACAUCUCCAGCUGCUUCAGGAAACUUUACUAUAACUUUGAAACAUGCAAAAGCCAUUGUCCUGUGUUGGAGACCAUUAUGUGGUUAGAUAGUUCUUGCUGGGUUUGUUGACAUCAGUCUGCACUCUGAGCACUGUGCCAUCUUCAGCAACAUCUGGUCAUUACCUGUGCUUUAUAUUUUCCAGUUACAGUACAGACAAGGGUGUGAAUGUGGGUACUAUAAAACAUUCAUCUGUAGCAUCAGGCAGAGGUACACAGCUAAGGCUAUAAACAAAGACAAAACAGAGAUGCAAAACAGCUGCCUGCAGUCUCUCCGUGCUGCCCAGUGAUUCCUCCUGUUAACAGGUGCUUACUGUUGUUGUAGAGAUGCAUUUGGAGGACUCCUCUUUUCAUUGGAGCUUAUUAUUUCAAUUGUUAGUUUAAUUUUUAGGAAUUAUCUUCAUGUACUACCACAUGGACUGCAACUUAUCAUUAUUCAACAUGCAAACUAGAUUUGUGCUGUGAAGGAAGUAGCAUGGACAGUACAGGAGGAGAUAGUGUCGAUACUCACCUGGUCAUUGAACAUAGCAUUGUCGCUGCUUCAGAACCUGGGCAGGAAGGAUUAACCGGAGCUCCCCCGGCAUCCUGGUACCAGUGUUACAAGCAGGAGGGGUGUGCUGUAUUUCAGGCUAUGCCUUCUCAGGAUGAAGCUCACAAAUUAGAGAAGAAAUCUUAAAUACAUUGCUGUUUGUAGUUGUCCAGAAAGCCAGAGAAACUGCUUUUUGUCCUUGGGGUAGUUGAAAAACUGGUUGGUCUUCUUUCUGAUUGCUAACUCAAAAAUGGAGAGGAAAACUGUUAACUUUUUAUUACAGAAAACAUGCAUAAACUUUCAAGCUUGUUGGUACUGACUAUCUUCUACAGCCCAAGUAAAUAAGCCUGUCUGACCAUGUUUUCCACAUGGACAUCAUCCUGCAGCAUGUAACUGACAGUGUUCAUGUUCUUGGCUCGUUAAAGGCCUGUCUGUCUGUCUCUGUUGCUCAGUAUCUGUUACCUAAAAUAACAUGAAACUCUUGGGCCAGAGUAUUUUAAUCAGAGUGCCUCUUACUGUGACAUACCCUUCCUUCCAUGGGGAUUUUCCGUACCUGGAAUGCUGUAGGAGCCUGUCUCAGGGUAGCAUUGUGUUAGUAAGGCAACACAGAAAUAUAAACAUGUUCUCCUUGCAACUGUCCAAGGAGAUCCUAGUGGAAGAUAUGAAGGCUUUUAGUUUUCUUUUCUCUUUCUCUUUUCUCUUUUUCCAUAAACUGACUCCCACAUGUUGUUUGAGUAGAUGAGUGCCACACUGGAAUGAAAAUGUAUCUUAAGAAAAACACACUUGGCAUUUAAGGUCUGUCCACAUCAUAGAGUGAUUUUUAGUAUGUUUUGAAGACAAAACAGAUUCCUGGGUGGUGGAGAUAGGAAAGCUCUUGUAAAGUUUUUAAAAGAAGAAGCUCUUUGUUGAAUGUCUCUAUCAAGACGUUCCAGUUUCAGGUACUGUAAAGGCCAGUAUAUCAAGGGGAUCAUACCUGUUUUUUUUGGUGUUUGUUUUUUUGUUUGUUUGUUUUUCUGACAUUUUUAUCACACUGAUUAUCUGUAAAGGCCUACUAUUUUCUUCCACAGGAGUGACAUUUUCUUGAAGAGAUCUGAUAAAACACUUUGCAGUUAAUACGAAACAUUUUCACUUAGCCUUCACACUGAACAUAACAACGCAGUAUACUUCACAUCACAGUGGGCUGAUACAUGAUUCUCAGCACUGAGUGGAGAGAGGAAUGCUCUAUGAGUACCUGGUGUUCACACGGCCAAGUGCUUUAAAUAAGGCAAUAAGAGAAGUACUGGGAAGGAGGCUCAGUUCUGAACAGACAGGUCUUAAUCAACAUCGGGGACACAGAAACAGAAAGCAUAACCUAUGGACAGGGUGGAGACGCAGGCUCGCUACUAUCUAGAGCACACACCUUCAUCCUGCCCUGCCUUCUCAGCUCAGCUACAAAGAGUGGCAGGCACACCGAACAGCACUAGCAUCUUUCCUGCUGAGCUCCUGGCCUUUUAUGUAGUGUCUUACUACACUUUCCUAGCAUAGGGAGAAGAGGGAUCCUGAAAGUCAAUGUUCAUUUCAAAUAUCCCACUGUCACAGACAAGGAAGAAGGUGGUCAGUUGGUUAAAAUCUGUUUUGAUGGGCAAAUAUAUUACCUCUGUCUUGAAUUAGAACCUAAAUGCAAAAGCUUAUCCCUGAGAUAAAAAUACUACUUCAGAAAAUUUGCUCGUUUUUCUCCCAUGACUUUUAGACUUGAUUGGAGUAGUUUAAAUUGCUGAUGCUUUCACUGCAUUGAUUUUUGUAUGAAACUGGGUUAUUUUACCAAAAACAUUUUAUUUCUGUACAUUCGUAUAUGUGUGUGUGUAUACAUAUAUGCAUACGCAUAUAUAUGCACACACCCUUAAAAUAGUCUUCCUUGUAUUUCCAUGAAAGGAAAUGGUGUGUGGUUUUGCAGCUCUUGCAAAGAGCACUCACUUCUGGAUCUUUCUCUCACCAGUUUUGGUCAGAAGGCAGGGCUGGCUUUCUUGCUGGUCCCACUGAGGCUCUCAGCACACAUUUGUAAUGGAUGUAUACUUUCCGACAUGAUAGCAAUAUAGUCAAAGCACAACUGUGUUUAUAGUUUCUGCAUGUGUACAGUUUGAGCCCCUCUUACUCUUCCUAGAUUUUAAUCAAGUCUGUGUGUGGUUAAAAUCAAUGGCAAUGGCUGUUGUAAUGUUUUAAAAACUAGAAGCUGUAGCAUAGUCAACUGCAAGACUUAGAUAAGGAACAAAACUAAAUGAACAGGUCCAGACAAUUGCUCGUUAAUCUUCACAGUUACCCUCUUCAACGUAUUGUGCAGAUUACAUUUCUGUAAAGAGCAAAUAAUGUACUGUGUCGAUAAUGUUUUGAAUAUCAGCUCUGUGGAAUCCCUGAGCAGUUAGGUGUGCACGUUACCUUGUAGCAGUCAGCUGGCACAUAACCAUCUCAUUUCCAAAUGAAGCCUCCUUCUCAGGGAGGAGAAUGUAAGAUGAAUUUCUGCAACACCUAAAAAGGACUUGUGUUGGAGACAGAACAGAUGUAGCUGCAUGGGUAUUUUGUAGUUUGCUCCGACUGUGUGUGCAGGUAUGCUGUGCAUUGCAUGGCCACCUGCCCAUGCUCCAGCACUGAACCUUGGGGUUGCACUGGCAUUGUGCACUUGAGAAAGCUGCCAGGAGAUAGGUGUCUUUUGAUCUGCACCCCGUACCUCUUCCUUACUGCCUUGACAUGAACUUUGCAUUUUCCUCUCCUGCUAGGCUGCCUUCCUGCCCUUUGGGCCCAACCUUUAUACUGAAACUGGUAACAAAACCAUGAGUGAGCUGGUUUAAUUAAAAAAAAAAAAUAAAAUAAAAUAAAAAAAAGGCUGGUGCGGGUGUGCAGAGGGCAGGGAAUGGAGAUCCUGGUCUAAAACUCUAAAACUCUGCUCUAGCUAUUGGCCUUAAGCUGUUCAUUGAUUUCUGCUUCAACUCUAUUUCAGCCAUUUUGCAGCUGUGCAGCAUUCAGCAACUACUGAUAUGCCUGGGAUUCGUGGUGGCAGCAGUGCCUCAGUUUUCAGCCCUUGACCUUGUAUUCAUCAGUGCAUGUAUCACUUCAAAGACUUUUUGCACUUAACAGUAAAUGCAGGUUAGAUGGUUUUAGGGUGUGGCAAAAUUGCAAUGUUUGUACUUUUUUGUAAAUACGGGGAUGAUUCUACAGAUAUAAAAAUGCACUUUGAGGUAAUGAUGAACACAAGUUUGUAGAACGCAACUGUUUAAAGUUUUAAAACUUUCUCUGACUUGCAGUGUUCCUUGAUCCCCAGCUCUGAUACUGUGUUUUCAAAAGCUCUGCUUGGGAAUGAGAGAUGGUAUCUUCCCCACAUCGCAGUAUGUAUUUAUAUCUGACUGACUGAAAAUUCACAUAUAUUUUUAAACAAUUACAAAUUGGCUGCUCUUCUAAGAUUUAGGCUUCUUAGUCUGAUUUUAUAAUGCUUUAGAGUAAUGUUAAAGUUUAUUUAUAAUGUCAACAUUUACUGACUUGACACUUGGCUUGUAGGAGAAGUCCAGCUCAAAGCCUUUGUUCCUUUGCUACUUACUGUAUUUUUGAACAGUGUAGCCAUCGUAAGUAUGGAAUGCAGUGAAACAAAUGCAAUUUAUUAAUCUUAACAUGCGGUUAGACCAGCAGUUUUAAUGUUUACAGGACAGUGACUAUUGAUUGUAAACCUAUACAUGUCAGUUGAAACAGUGCAUUCUCUUUCUGCAUUCUGGAAGCGCUGUUUCUGCUUCCCAUGACAAUUAAUAAAAUAGUUGCCUUCUGGUUUAGACUCCUAGCUAUCUCCCUGUAGAGAAAUUUAAAUGUGGAUUAUGACUUUUCUGCCAUUGAUUCAUAGGGCAGACUUUGUACUGACACAAGUGUUGUAUUGAAUGUGUUUUCCAACAGAUUGACUUUAUUUUUUGUGAAGAUAAUUUAUCAGAGUGUUUUAUAAGCAAUUCAGUGUUGUUAAAAGUUUGGUCUGAAGUCUUGAAAUAAAUGUAUGUAGAUAUCAAAGAUGAAUCCCAAAGCAAAGUAUUUUUAGUAGAACACUUACUGGUGUAGUUACUCCUCUGAGCUCUUCUCGCAACACACCCAUUUAACAUGUCACUGUGGCUCAAGUGUGUUAUUUCGGAGAAGACUUGAUUUCAGAAGAUGUGGCUUCAUUUACGUUGUGUGUAUCCUGUAUUACACUUCUGACAGCAACUCCAAAUGUAAACACCAGCUAUAGAAGGCUGAACUCCUCCCGAUACAAAUCACUGUCAGAUAGAGAGCCUGCCGUUGUGCUUGACAGCAGGAAUGCUACAAGUCUGACUGUCUGGCCUUUCGAGUCAUCUCUUGCUGUCCACAGGAUGUGCCAUAUGUUGGUCCUUUUGCUUUCUGAAGGAAAUAAGGCAUAAAUCAGACCGGUCCCUGUGUCAAACAGUUACAGCUUGCCUUGCCAUGGCAUCCCUUUCUUUGUGCUGCUGAUCUUGCCAAAUUGGGUAGCAAGAGGUGCUUGAAGAAUUACUGAAUAUUUAUUGUGUACUUUUAGGUGCUUAUGAUGCCUUCACUGCUAUUUUAAAAGAAAAUUGUGGGGAUCUGUAUCAUAGCAAUAGCUGUAUAACUCCAGCUUUCUGAACAUGCCAAAAGCAAGUAAUCCUUGAGAUAGUUUAAUUAUCAAUGGUGUAGAGAGUAGCAAUCAAUACCUUGAAUAAACUGCAAGUUCUAAUUAAUAGGAGUAUCUCUGCUUUGAAUGCAAAGCAUCACAGAGUUUGUCGUUUAGUAUAGAUUUCAGUGUCCCUCCUACUUACAAACCACUCGUGACAUGUUAACUCUUCACAGCUACUGUGGUUUUCACCUCUGGUUAAAUCAGCCAACUUCAAGCAGUUUUUCAAUAAGUGCUGUUUUAAUAUCAAGAAACUCUAAGAUGUUUUACAGCAUUUUUGUGAAUGUUCUAAUACAUUGUUAAUAAAUCAGCUUGGCCCAACAAGCUAAGGUAAGCUAACCAACAAACAGUUUAGCUAUUGUCUAGUGCUUAUUCUUUGUGCACCUGCCUGAUAAUUCUGAGAAAACAAAGUGUAAGCAUAAGCAUUCAAGUGGUCAAAAACCUUCCACAUUGUGUGCCUCAAACUGGUAAUGCAUUUUCACAUAUACUUGUGCAUUGGUUUCAGAAAGAGGGUUUUAAUGAUGUAACUUGUCUCUCAGUGUCUGCCUUGCAAAUCACUAUGCUGUGGUAAUUUGUCUACAAAUAACAUACCUAAUCUACUAAUUGGUUUUAAA
Oxyura jamaicensis (ruddy duck) is the source of this 10362-nucleotide messenger RNA. RefSeq names its product diacylglycerol kinase theta (gene DGKQ). The coding region runs from base 73 to 2814 and encodes 913 amino acids. Lineage: Eukaryota; Metazoa; Chordata; Aves; Anseriformes; Anatidae. The record is from RefSeq and is a predicted model, not a curated record. Gene Ontology annotation, molecular function: ATP-dependent diacylglycerol kinase activity. The transcript is spliced from 25 exons. Gene Ontology annotation, biological process: diacylglycerol metabolic process; lipid phosphorylation; intracellular signal transduction.